This is a messenger RNA of Poecilia latipinna (sailfin molly), 5704 nucleotides long. RefSeq names its product ubiquitin specific peptidase 47 (gene usp47). NCBI's taxonomy places the organism in Eukaryota, Metazoa, Chordata, Actinopteri, Cyprinodontiformes, Poeciliidae. Gene Ontology annotation, biological process: protein deubiquitination. The transcript has 30 exons. Gene Ontology annotation, molecular function: cysteine-type deubiquitinase activity. The record is from RefSeq and is a predicted model, not a curated record. The coding region runs from base 271 to 4407 and encodes 1378 amino acids. Gene Ontology annotation, cellular component: nucleus; cytosol.
UGACGCCAAAGCUCCUCCAGUGAAGUCUCGCGGAGUAAAAACACCGGCCAUUUUUCUCCAUUUAUAGCAGGACACUUUGUGCUUGAGUAAUGUAACCGAGAGUGUUGCGAUCACUUUAAUAAGCCUACAACUUUUGGCCAAGUUUUAUUUUGGUGCCUAAGCAUUCAAACUUACUGCAAACCGAACACAAACCAUGUUUGUGUUUUCCGCCGCAAAGUUUUUUCGAUGACAUCCCUGUCCGGAUAGAUGAUUGUCUAAACUGUCGUACAAAUGGAAAUGGUGCCUAGCGAGGAGAACCAGUUCGUACCCAAAGAGGGCUUGUUUUGGAGUUGCAGACAGAGUGUUAUUGAUGAAAUAAAGAGGAUUUCACAGAUACAUAAUGCAGCUGAGGAGCCCAGAGUGCUGUGCAUAAUUCAGGACACGACCAGCGCGAAGACGGUCAACGAGAGGCUGACCCUCAACCUGCCCGCUUCCACCACUCUCUCCAAACUUUACGAGGACGUUGCCCAUAAGGCCGGAUAUGUGAAUGGCUCUUUUGACCUUGCCUGGGGGAACGCUCAGAACAUGGCACCGCUGGAGCACAACAGUGAGAUGUCCCUCUCUGAUUCUAGCUUUGAGCCCGGCGGUAAGAAGAAUUUUCUCCAGCUUACAGAUAAAGAUGGAGAGCAACCACAGAUUGCAUCGGAUGAGUCAGGAACAGCAGAUAGCAGCGGGCUGGAUGACAGUUCCCAGGAGCGGUUUAUCGGCCCCCUGCAAAGAGACGGCAGCGCGGGCGGCAGCGGUGACUACAGCAGUCCGUCGUACUCCUACUCAUCCAUCCUCAGCAAAUCUGAGACCGGUUAUGUUGGGUUGGUUAACCAAGCAAUGACCUGCUAUCUGAACAGUCUCCUCCAAACACUGUUUAUGACUCCUGAGUUUAGAAAUGCACUCUACAAUUGGGAGUUUGAGGAAUCCGAGGAGGAUCCCGUCACCAGCAUCCCCUACCAGCUGCAAAGGCUCUUUGUUCUGCUGCAGACCAGUAAGAAGCGGGCGAUUGAGACGACUGAUGUAACUCGGAGCUUCGGGUGGGAUAGCAGUGAGGCCUGGCAGCAGCAUGACGUCCAGGAACUGUGCAGGGUCAUGUUCGAUGCCCUGGAGCAGAAGUGGAAGCAGACAGAACAGGCUGAUCUGAUCAACCAGCUGUACCAGGGAAAGCUGAAGGAUUAUGUGCGUUGUUUAGAGUGUGGAUAUGAGAGCUGGAGAAUCGACACUUACCUGGACAUCCCUCUUGUGAUCAGACCCUUUGGAGCCAGUCAGGCCUACGGAAGUGUGGAAGAAGCUUUGCAGGCAUUCAUCCAGCCAGAAACCUUGGACGGCCCCAACCAGUACUUCUGUGAGCGCUGCAAAAAGAAAUGUGAUGCCCGAAAGGGUCUGAGGUUUCUGCACUUCCCCUACCUGCUGACGCUGCAGCUGAAAAGGUUUGAUUUUGACUACACCACUAUGCAUCGCAUCAAGCUUAACGACCGCAUGACUUUCCCAGAGGAGCUCGACAUGAGCCCGUUCAUCGAUGUGGAAGACGAGAAAUCGCCUCAGACAGAGAGCUGCACUGAUAGCGGAGCAGAGAAUGAAGGCAGUUGCCACAGUGACCAAAUGAGCAAUGAUUUUUCCACUGAUGACUGUGUGGAUGAGGGCAUCUGCUUGGACAGCACCAGUAGCACAGAAAGGGCAUUGAAGCCAAAGAGCUUGCUGACCUUUGAGUUGUUCUCCGUCAUGGUCCAUUCGGGCAGCGCUGCGGGUGGACACUACUACGCCUACAUCAAGUCCUUCAGUGAUGGCCAGUGGUACAGUUUCAAUGAUCAGCAUGUUAGCAAGAUCACCCAGGAUGAUAUCAGGAAGACAUAUGGGGGGUCCUCAGGGAGCAGAGGCUAUUAUUCCAGUGCCUUUGCAAGUUCCACAAACGCUUACAUGCUGAUUUACAGAUUGAAAGACCCCUCAAGGAAUUCAAGGUUUUUAUCUGUGGAAGAUUUCCCAGAGCACAUAAAGAGUUUGGUUCAGAAGGAGAAGGAAUCCGAAGAGCAAGAGAAGCGCCAGAGAGAAAUCGAACGAAACACUUGCAAGAUCAAGCUCUUCUGUGUGCAUCCUGUCAAAAUGAUGAUGGAGAGCAAGUUGGAGGUUCAUAAAGAUAAAACUCUCAGAGAAGCAACAGAAAUGGCCUACAAGCUGAUGGAGCUGGAAGGAGUUGUCCCUCUGGACUGCUGUCGCCUGGUAAAGUAUGAUGAGUUCCAUGAGUAUCUGGAGCGGUCGUACGAAGGCGAGGAAGACACCCCCAUGGGGCUCCUGCUUGGAGGCGUCAAGUCCUCGUACAUGUUCGAUUUGCUCCUCGAGACUCGCCGGCCUGAUCAGGUCUUCCAGCCGUAUAAACCUGGAGAGGUGAUGGUGAAGGUCCACGUUGUUGAUCUGAAGACCGAGACCAUCGCCCUUCCGAUCAGCGUGCGAGCGUACCUGAACCAGUCCAUCACUGAAUUCAAACAGCUUAUAGCACAGGCUACAGGUCUGUCUGCAGAAACGAUGCGCGUGGUCUUGGAGCGGUGCUACAACGACCUCAGGCUGCUCUACGUCCCAAACAAGACGCUAAAAGCCGAGGGUUUCUUCAGGAGUAACAAGGUUUUUGUGGAGAGCUCAGAGUUGACUGAUCAUCAGGUUCCUUUCACCGACUCGCUCUUGUGGAAACUGUUGGAUCGCCACGGGAACACGAUCCGCCUGUUUGUCUUGCUGCCUGAGCAAUCUCCUGGCACCCUGGCCAGCAGAACUCUUUGUCAAAAAGCAGGAGAAGACUCUGACGGUCCCUUCGAAGGAUCGAAGGGCAACAGGAAAUCUGUGGAAGCGAUACUGGAGGAGAGCACGGAGAAGUUGAAGAACCUGUCUCUUCAGCAGCAGCAGCAGCAGCAGGGCUCCAGCGCCAGCGACAGCCAGAAAAGCUCCGACACCAGCGACUUCGAGCACAUCGAGUCGCCGACGCAGGAGGCGGACUCGAACUCAUCGCUGUGCGUGGCGGCAGACAGCAGGGAGCUGGAGAACCGGAUAUCCGGCUCCUCCGACACGGAGAACCAGUUUGUUUGCGAGGAGCGUUCAGACUCUGAGGUGAACAACGACCGUAGCACGAGCUCAGUGGACAGCGACAUCCUGAGCUCCAGCCACAGCAGCGACACACUGUGCAACGCGGACAGCGGCCCCAUCCAGCUGGCCAACGGCCUGGAUUCACACAGCAUCACCAGCAGCCGACGCUCCAAAGCCCACGAGGGCAAGAAGGAGACCUGGGACACUGCUGAGGAAGACUCUGGGACCGACAGCGAGUAUGACGACAACGGGAAGAGCAAGGCAGAAGCUCAGUACCUGUACUUCAGAGCAGAGCCUUACUCUCAGGAUGAUGCUUCGUGGGAUACACACAAAUGUUUAGUGCUUCACGUGGACAAGAGAAUAACGUUGGCUGCCUUCAAGCAGAACCUGGAGCCCUACGUCGGAGUCCCGUCGUCCCAGUUCAAGGUGUUUCGAGUUUACGCCAACAACCAGGAGUUUGAGAGCGUACGGCUCAACGAAACGCUCUCGUCGUUUUCCGACGACAACAAGAUAACCAUUCGACUGGGAAGAGCAUUGAAAAAGGGUGAAUACAGAGUCAAAGUGUUCCAGCUGCUCGUGAAUGAACCAGAGCCUUGUAAGUUUUUAGUGGAAACGGUGUUUGCUAAGGGCAUGACUGUAAGACAGUCCAAAGAGGAGCUGCUUCCUCAGUUAAAAGAGCAGUGCAAGCUCGACCUCGGCAUCGACAGGGUUCGUCUCAGGAAAAAGACGUGGAAGAAUCCAGGAACGGUGUUUCUGGAUUACCACGUUUACGAGGAAGACAUCAGCAUUUCCUCAAACUGGGAGGUUUUCCUGGAAGUCUUGGAUGACUCGGAGAAGAUGAAGUCCAUGUCGCAGCUGGCCAUUCUGACCCGGAAGUGGAACCCAGCUACGAUGAAGCUGGGACCUUUCCAGGAAGCGAUUCUGGAGAGCAGCAGCGUGGAAGAACUAAAGGAAAAGCUCAGUGAAAUGAGUGGUAUUCCCAUGGAGAACUUGGAAUUUGCAAAGGGCAGGGGAACGUUUCCAUGUGAUAUAUCCGUGUUGGAAAUCCAUCAGGAUUUGGACUGGAACCCAAAAGUUUCGACUCUCAAUGUGUGGCCUCUGUACAUCUGUGACGAUGGAGCCGUGGUCUUCUACAGGGACAGCAGAGACGAACCUCUGGAGCUGUCGGAGGACGAGCGCAACGAGCUGAUGAAGAAGGAAAGCAGCCGCCUGCUGAAGACGGGACACCGCGUCAGCUACUCGCCGCGCAAAGAGAAGGCCCUCAAGAUCUACCUGGACGGCGGCCCCGUGAGGGACCCGGGGCAGGACUGAGGCCCGCACAAACCACUCUGGGCCGUUUAGACCGCCCGGCCGCUGCGGGCGUAACCGCCAGGCGUCUGGACUUUGACACGACAGUGACUUGAAACGAAAGCGGCGUUGUGAGGAGCGUUUUCCUCACAGCCCGAGCUCGGAGCCCCACUGCUGUCCAGAGCCCUUGAUGUGUACUAUAGUGUAAUGUACUGUAAAGUCUAAAGGGAAGUUCAAAAGCUAAUUUUAGAGAGAAGAAUCGAGCACUGUAUCGACAAAUCACAUGAAACGGAUGUGGAGAGGCUAGGGCGGUGAAGCCAGCUGGGAAGUCAUCCAUCCCGUCUUUGCGAGUCUUCUGAAAUCAAACUCUGUCAUUCUGUGUUCAUCUCUCUGUUCCGGACGACGGUGAUUCUUGCUCAUACGCGUCUCGUAAUGUUCUCAUGCCGUUUGACCACUGCUCGUCCUCAGUUACUCACCGUCUUCUGAAUGCUUUUGACAGCCGAGACCUCCUGACCUUUUCCCACCUCCUCCACAUCUCCUCUGGUGGAACCUUGCUUUCUCUGUAACUUUGAAGAAAAAAAAAAAAAUUGGUUCACAGAAUUUGAUGAGUCUAGAAGCAAAACGUCGUGCUCCUGUAACACCCUCAUUAUGUGUUGUUAUGGGCUGCUUUGCAUCUAACGCAGCAUUUUCACUUCAUGUAGUGAUUUCAUAGGAUGUUGGUCCUUUCUGUCAUAAAAUACAAUGAAGCAAAAACCAAGUAGUUUUUUGUUAAGAAUUUUCUUCUGUUUGUAAGUUAUUAAUUUGCUUCAGACCUAAUCGCUGCUGUUGGGUCUUUAGCGAGUCUCACAUCUGCUGUGUGUUCAUUAUAUUUGUAGAGAAUCUAUUUGUUGUCUUUUUUUCUUUUUUUGCUUUGUUUUUGCACUUUGUGGGCUGGACGUCCACAGCAUGGAUCAUCCUGUCGUGUGAGUGGGGGUGGUUGUCCUGUCUGGUGGGGGUUCUCUCUGGGUUUUUGUUUUUUUGGCGCUUCGACUGGCUGCUGCUGCUGCUUGAUAGACUUGACACCAGAGGGCGCACACAGCCUGCUGGACUCCUCCUCCUCUUCCCCGGGUUAAGGCUCUGUGAACUUAAACUCAGCAGCCCUGGUUUCCCUGAGGUUGUCACCAGCUCUUCACUGUAGAAACGCCAACGUCGGAGGAUUUCCCUUUUUUUUCUCUGUUGUUUAUUUCUUUGGAAUUUGAGAUCAUGUGUGAAAAUAGUUAAAGAUGAUUUUAGAAAUAAAUUAAAAAUGCUUUUUUUGAUUAAAAAGAAAAAGACUUCUUGA